AGUAUAAUUUCUGAAUGCAAGCAGGCGCAUCGUCCGUGAGUGUUGUGGAGUUGGGCUAUGUGAAAGCAGAAGUCUUGGCUUUGGCUCGGCGAAUACAGGCUUUGUCGGGCAAGGAGCAGAAGCAAGUGUCGAUGAUGUGCCAUGAACGACUUGUUGCUCGACCGGUUGGUGCUGGUAAAUCCUGGAAGCCUUCGACUUCGGGCGUUGGUAUACUACCUUUCCCGCAUCCUGCUAUGAUUUUUACUAACCAGGUGCCGCAAGUGGGCGUAUUCCCUCAAGAGCUCCCAUCAGUGUCUCAGUCAGUCCAGGCAUUCCAUUUUGAAGAGCUUUUUAAUAUGAUGGGAGAUGCAACGAUGGUUCCACCGCCGGCAACGAUCCCAUCUGAGAAUACGGUUCCGACCGAAGAUGAGGUGCCAGGACAAUCACUGGUUGAUGAACAGACUCCGGUCGCGAAGACUGAAGCCGCUGCCGCGCCCAAGAUGGUGAAAGCGGUCAAACUGACCUCAUUUCCUAGUGAGAACAAGAUCAAGGUGAUCAAGGAGAUCCGUCAACUGCUCGGGCUGGGAUUGAAAGAGGCCAAGGAUGCUUCCGAAAAUCUACCCAGAGUGCUGGCUAAACAAGUUCCUCGGGACGAGGCGAACGGGAUAGUUGCGAGGUUUGCCGAGCUCGAUGCGGAGAUCACCAUGGAAUGAAAUGUUUCAUCUUUA
Messenger RNA from Perkinsus marinus ATCC 50983, 707 nucleotides. RefSeq names its product ribosomal protein L7/L12, putative. Gene Ontology annotation, biological process: translation. Gene Ontology annotation, molecular function: structural constituent of ribosome. Gene Ontology annotation, cellular component: ribosome. Bases 15 to 692 code for a protein of 225 amino acids. Lineage: Eukaryota; Perkinsozoa; Perkinsida; Perkinsidae. The transcript is spliced from 6 exons. The record is from RefSeq and is a predicted model, not a curated record.